GCCCGCCUCGGCGUUCUUCAAGAUGGCGGCCGACAGUGAGCCCGAGUCCGAGGUAUUUGAGAUCACGGACUUCACCACUGCCUCGGAAUGGGAAAGGUUUAUUUCCAAAAUUGAAGAAGUCUUGAAUGACUGGAAACUGAUUGGAAACUCUUUGGGAAAGCCACUUGAAAAGGGUAUAUUUACUUCUGGCACAUGGGAAGAGAAAUCAGAUGAGAUUUCAUUUGCUGAUUUCAAGUUCUCAAUCACUCAUCAUUAUCUUGUACAAGAAUUCCCUGAUAAAGAAGGAAAGGAUGAAGUAUUAGAAGAUGUUAUUCCACAAUCUAUGCAAGAUUUGCUGUGUAUGAAUAAUGACUUUCCUCCCAGAGCACAUUGCCUGGUAAGAUGGUAUGGACUCCGAGAGUUUGUGGUGAUCGCCCCUGCCGCAAAUAAUGAUGCUGUUCUCAGUGAAUCUAAGUGCAAUCUUCUUCUGAGUUCUGUGUCUGUUGCUUUGGGAAACACUGGCUGCCAGGUGCCACUCUUCGUGCAAAUUCAUCAGAAAUGGCGAAGAACGUAUGUGGGAGAAUGUCAGGGUCCUGGUGUCCGAACUGAUUUUGAAAUGGUUCAUCUUCGAAAAGUGCCAAAUCAGUACACUCAUUUAUCAGGUCUGCUGGAUAUCUUCAAAUCAAAGAUUGGAUGCACUUUAACUCCAUUGCCUCCAGUUAGUAUUGCUAUACGGUUUACCUAUGUACUUCAGGAUUGGCAGCAGUAUUUUUGGCCUCAGCAGCCUCCAGAUAUAGAUGCCCUUGUAGGAGGAGAAGUGGGAGGCCUGGAGUUUGGCAAGUUACCAUUUGGUGCUUGUGAAGAUCCUAUUAGUGAACUCCACUUAGCAACUACAUGGCCUCACCUGACUGAAGGUAUCAUUGUGGAUAAUGAUGUUUAUUCUGAUUUGGAUCCUAUUCAGGCUCCCCAUUGGUCUGUUAGAGUUCGAAAAGCUGAUAAUCCUCAGUGUUUGCUAGGUGAUUUUGUCACUGAGUUUUUUAAAAUUUGCCGUCGAAAGGAGUCAACUGAUGAGAUUCUCGGACGAUCCACAUUUGAGGAAGAAGGAAGAGAAGCUGCUGAUAUAACUCAUGCUUUGUCAAAGUUGACAGAGCCUGCACCGGUUCCAAUUCAUAAAUUAUCAGUUUCAAAUAUGGUACACACUGCAAAGAAGAAAAUACGAAAACAGAGAGGUGUAGAAGAAUCACCACUGAAUAAUGAUGUCCUCAAUACAAUUCUCUUGUUCUUAUUCCCUGAUGCUGCUUCUGAGAAACCGUUAGAUGGGACUUCUUCAACAGACAACAGUAAUCCUCCAUUAGAGAGUGAAGAAUAUAAUCUCUACAAUCAGUUCAAAUCUGCACCAUCUGAUAGUUUAACAUACAAAUUGGCUUUGUGUCUUUGUAUGAUCAAUUUCUACCAUGGAGGACUGAAAGGAGUGGCACAUCUCUGGCAGGAGUUUGUUCUUGAAAUGCGUUUCAGAUGGGAGAACAACUUUCUGAUUCCAGGAUUAGCAAGUGGACCCCCAGAUCUAAGAUGUUGUUUACUGCAUCAGAAACUACAGAUGUUAAAUUGUUGUAUUGAACGAAAGAAGGCACGUGAUGAGGGGAGAAAGACAAGUCCUUCAGAUAAUGUAACUAAUACAUAUUCAGGGGAUGCUGGAAAAUCUGGAGACCAGCUGGGGCCAGACAAUCUAAAAGAUAUGGAUAAGGAAAAGGGAGAGGUGGGAAAAUCAUGGGAUUCUUGGAGUGACAGUGAGGAAGAAUUUUUUGAAUGCCUAAGUGAUACUGAAGAACUUAAGGGAAAUGGACAAGAGAGUGGCAAGAAAGGAGGACCUAAGGAGAUGGCAAGUUUAAAGCCAGAAGGACGACUCCAUCAGCAUGGGAAACUUAAUCUGCUACAUAAUGGAGAACCUCUAUAUAUUCCAGUGACCCAGGAACCAGCACCUAUGACAGAAGAUCUGCUAGAAGAGCAGUCGGAGGUUCUAGCUAAAUUGGGUACAUCGGCAGAAGGGGCUCACCUCCGAGCACGCAUGCAGAGUGCCUGUCUGCUCUCAGAUAUGGAGUCUUUUAAGGCAGCUAAUCCAGGUUGUUUUCUGGAAGAUUUUGUGAGGUGGUACUCACCCCGGGAUUACAUUGAAGAGGAAGUGAUUGAUGAAAAGGGCAACAUGGUUCUGAAAGGAGAACUGAGCGCCCGAAUGAAGAUUCCAAGCAAUAUGUGGGUAGAAGCCUGGGAAACAGCUAAGCCAAUUCCCGCUAGAAGGCAAAGGAGACUCUUUGAUGAUACACGGGAAGCAGAAAAGGUGCUGCACUAUCUGGCAGUACAGAAACCUGCAGACCUUGCUAGGCACCUGUUACCUUGUGUAAUUCAUGCAGCCGUACUCAAGGUAAAGGAGGAAGAAAGUCUGGAAAACAUUUCUUCAGUUAAGAAGAUUAUAAAGCAAAUAAUAUCUCAUUCCAGUAAAGUUUUGCACUUCCCCAAUCCAGAAGACAAGAAAUUGGAAGAAAUCAUCCAUCAAAUUACUAAUGUAGAAGCUAUAAUUGCUAGAGCCCGAUCACUGAAAGCCAAGUUUGGAACUGAGAAAUGUGAACAAGAGGAGGAAAAGGAAGAUCUUGAAAGGUUUGUGAGUUGCCUUUUGGAGCAACCUGAGGUGUUAGUUGUCGGUGCAGGAAGAGGACACGCUGGCAGGAUCAUUCACAAGCUGUUUGUGAAUGCUCAGAGGCUGACUGAAUCUUCUGAUGAGGCUGCAGCCAUGGCUCCGCCGGAGGAGGAUCUGAAGAGGAUGGUCCCCCCGGAAGAGAAGAGGCAGAACCUGGCGGCAGACUUCCCACCCGCUGCGGGCCGGGAGCUCAUUUUGCGCACGACCGUGCCCCGCCCCGCUCCCUACUCCCGGGCUCUGCCUCAGCGCAUGUACAGUGUCCUCACCAAAGAGGAUUUCAGGCUUGCAGGUGCCUUUUCAUCAGAUACCUCCUUCUUCUAAUCCUUCUAGAGUUCCCUCAUUUGUGGCUUCACAGACAGUGCUAACCCCUUCUGUGGGAAGGAGGUUGUGCCAGUCAGAACCUGAGAGGCCAUGAAGAGGACCUGUCCAGUUUGGUGAUCAAGAAUCAUACCAGCAUCUGAGAGACUUUCCACUGGGCUGUCUAGGGUCUUGUGGGGGCAGAGGAAUGGGCUUCAGCUAUUGAAAGAUUUCUUUCCCAAAGAGAUGGCCCUUGUUGUUUGGGGGAUGGGGGGGACCAGAACAACAGCAGGAGGUCUGUGUACUCCCUCCAGCAGGAUUGUGUUCAUUUCUUCUUUUCCAUGACUAUCCCUUAGGCUAUUGCCCUGCAUUCAUAGUCUCUGUAAACACCUAUUAUAUUUAUUAGUAUCAAGUAUGCAAAGUAGAGUACCAGUUAACUCAGAUUUCUGGAUAUUUUGGUGGUAGCUUCUACUCCCAGAAUCUGUUUUUAAAAUACUAAAUGACAUUCUGUUUAUUCAGUCACCUGGUGGCCAUCUUUACUGUACUAAUUGACUUUUGAUGAGCAUUUUGAAUAUUCUAGGAGAAAGCCUGGAAUUUCACAGUCUAUGUGUUUUUCCAUGUAACUGUGACUUAAAUGUAUUCCUUCCGAUAAAAAAACUAUAUAUUAAAUGUCACUGCAAAUUAGUUUUAUAUCUCUCGUAA
This is a messenger RNA of Lagenorhynchus albirostris (white-beaked dolphin), 3670 nucleotides long. RefSeq names its product RAB3 GTPase activating protein catalytic subunit 1 (gene RAB3GAP1). Gene Ontology annotation, biological process: positive regulation of GTPase activity. The coding region runs from base 23 to 2992 and encodes 989 amino acids. Gene Ontology annotation, molecular function: GTPase activator activity. The transcript has 25 exons. The record is from RefSeq and is a predicted model, not a curated record. Lineage: Eukaryota; Metazoa; Chordata; Mammalia; Artiodactyla; Delphinidae.